GUGGAUCGCUGGCUCAGCUCACCACCACCCACACUAUCCCACCGCCAGCAGCAUUCAACACAAGAAAACGCACUCGAAAUUUCACAUACGGAUGCAUGGGAACCAGGACUUCAGCAGCAUUCUUGAAGCAUUCUCUGUCGCCCUGCAUGGCGCUGCGAACCGGAAUUGCGGCUCGCUCGCACGCUGCUGCGCGUCGCAGCCGUCGUCAACUGUCGUCGGCGUUGUGCCUGCUAGCCGUGCUGGCGGCAACAGCAACGGCUCUGACGGCGCUGCCAGCAGCAUACGCGGGGGACAGUGACGUCACGGAUGCUGAACGGAGCAGCGAAAGACACGGAAGAAAUCUCGAGGAUAGCUCCAAGCGCGAAUGUGCUUUUGGCGAGGGGGACAGUGGCGAGAGAGGCGAGGAGAUUGAAAGCGGUGAGGGGAGGCGGCGGAGCAGGAGGGAGCUGCAGGCGAGAUACGCGAUUCAGCAGGCGCUUCUAGAUCUAUGGUCGGAGCAAUACCACCUCUCCCCUUCACCCUCCUCCCCUCCUCCACUCCUCCACCUCCCAACCUCCUUCGCCCUCCUCUCCUCCUCCCCUCCCCAUCCCCUCAACCCUUCUGCAGCGUCUUCUUUCUUCUCCGCCUUCCCCAUCCCCCCGUCCCUCCCCCCGCCCUCCCCGCCCCAUCUUGAGGACUGCAUAGCCCGCACUUCCGCGCGCCUCCGCCUGGAAAUGCAGGAUUCGGCAGGAACAGGGGAAUUUGGGGGAGCUGAGGGAGCGGGGGGAGUCGGGGGGCAGGGGUCGGGAGGGCAGGGCGGAGGGGAAGGGGGAAGUGGUGGUGGAGGGGGGGGUGUGAGGAGGAGGAGGAUGAGGAGGCGAGGAGGGUGGCGGGAGGUGGUGAUGAGUGGCAAGUCGAUCGGAGCGAUGCUGAAGCACACGCCACGCCCGCCAUGGAUUCGGGGCCCUGACUCCUCUCUCCUCCCGUUCACCCGCAUAGCCCAGCGAGACAUCUGGCUGCACCAGUUCCCCCCCUCCGCCUGCUCCCUCCCUCCCGCACCCCCCUCCUCCGCCUCUCCUCCCCCUCGCGCACCUCGUUUCCUGCUGCUACCCUGGCCUAGAAUCGGCGCACAAAGAGAAGGAGCAGGGCCAACAGGACCCGAGGGCACUGGAACGGGAGCAGGAGGAGCAGGAGCGGCAGGAGGGCGAGUGGAGGAGGAAGUGGCAUCGCGGGUGGUGGCGACGGCAGCUGCUCUUGCAGUGGGGCUGGCCACAGGGAGGAUUGUGGUGCCCGUAGACCAGAGCAGUGCGGUGCUGGGGAAGGGGGAGGGGGAUGUGACCAGUGAUGCUGAGCGGUGUGAAGGUGGUAGGCAGACUUCCUUCCACUGCCUCUUCUUCCCACUCACAUCCUCUGCCUGCCAAUCUUCAGCCCUCCAUCUCGCUGCCUCCGCCAAUCCCAGCCGUCCAUCCGUCCGUGCCGCCUUGGAGCAGCAGCUGCUGUCAGACGACCCAGUGGUGUGGUUACCACCUGAAUUUCUAACCGUGGCAGCACCAGGGGGUGGAGCCGUGGAAGCAACGCAGCAGGGGGGGGGAUGGGCAGAAGCGGCAGCACAGGGGGUAGGCGGAGGGGAGGGAGGAGGAGUGGGAGGAGGAGGGGCGCGAAAUGGGUCGUGGUUAUCGGAGCAGCUCCCACGGCUGAUUGGCACCAGCAGAGGCAAGCUCGUGCUGGCUCACCUUGCACAGCGAGUGGCCAAGGCAAAAGGCUGGGACCGUCCCUGGGCACAAGGCUUAGCAAAUGUCUCAAAUGCUGAUGUCUCUAUCAAGCAUCGCUGGCUGCUGUCGCAGCUGCUGCGCUUCCUGCUGCGCUGGCCGUCCCUUCUCUCUUGCCAUCUUGCCAACACCGCCCGCCACCACGCCCUGGGCGACCACGUCUCCCUGCAGCUCGCCUCCUCCUACUCCGCCCUCCUCUCCCUCCCGCCUUCCCUUCCCACUGCUGCUGCUGCUGCUCCUGCUGCCGAUGUGGGUGAUGCUGCUGGUGCUGCUGCAGGUGCUGGUGCUGCUGGUGCUGUUGCCAGAGGAGAGGACGAGGGAUGGGGCAGGGGCGACGAUGAAUGGACGGAGGAAUACGAGUCGCCCUGGCCCAUGACGAAGGAGGGUGUGGGUGUUGCAGUGGCAGAGAAGCAUGCAUCGCAGCAGCAGCAGCAGCAGCAGCAGCAGGGAGACUCACUGGAGCUCUCAAUUCCUGCCAGCCUAGCAGCAGAAGUACAAUCACCACACGCUGCUGCAGAUCCCGUCUCUGCAGCACACGCACUUCUUCCAGCAGAAUCAGAACCCUCCUAUUCAACAACCCCAGCCCCUUCAGCAGCAGGCAGGGCAGGGCGCGGGUUGACCGAGCGCAAGCAGCCUCUGCUGGAGGGCCUUCCCCCGGACGAGCUGCACACCAUGCACUCCUUCACUCUAACUCCCGCCUCGUCCCUUGACUCCUCCCUCUGGGCGCGGGAGGAGGUUGGGGGAGCGGAGCCCUACCUGCCGCGCCCCAUUGCCAGCGUGUACGUGGGGGGGGGAUCAGGGGGGGUGAGCGAGGGGGGGGUUGAGUCUGAGGGUUCUGCAGCAGCAGCAGCAGCAGAAGCAGCAGCAGCAGCAGCAGAAGCAGCAGCAGAAGCAGCAGCAGAAGCAGCAGCAGCAGCAGCAGCAGCGGCUGCUGGGGAGGGUGGUGCAGCAGGGUGGCUGCAGGAGGUGCAGCGGCAGAGGCUGGGCGUUCCAAAUUUGAAGACUCUGUGGCUGUCCCGACCAGGAGAAUGUCAGUGGCUUAGCUCAUUGCCCCGCAGCUGGACCUGCAUGGCACCACCACCAAGGGCCAGCAGUGGCGAUGGUGACAUACCUGUAGGGGAGGAGGAGGGCCAGGGCUUGCUGGCUGCUGCGGCUACUGCCGAGACUGUGGCGUCUCUGUUUAUAGCAGGGAGAUGCGACGUGCAUGUGGAUGGCCGGGUGGCUUCACAGGCACAGCGGCAGCAGGUUGGGGGGGAAGCGGAUGGGGAUGUGUGUUUAGGGGGGUCUGGCGUCUCCUCAUGCUGGUCCCGUGUCGUGGAGAUGUUAGUGCUGACGAACGGUAGGAGAGGCAGCGAUGGUUGGAGCUGGUUUUAGAGUAAAAUCUGUCGUAGAUUCUAUUGUAAAUAGCAUGGGUAC
Closterium sp. NIES-67 is the source of this 3164-nucleotide messenger RNA. NCBI's taxonomy places the organism in Eukaryota, Viridiplantae, Streptophyta, Zygnematophyceae, Desmidiales, Closteriaceae. The record is from the annotation of a GenBank genome assembly.